Messenger RNA from Fusarium vanettenii 77-13-4, 423 nucleotides. RefSeq lists its product as uncharacterized. The record is from RefSeq and is a predicted model, not a curated record. Lineage: Eukaryota; Fungi; Ascomycota; Sordariomycetes; Hypocreales; Nectriaceae. The coding region runs from base 1 to 423 and encodes 140 amino acids. Gene Ontology annotation, cellular component: membrane. The transcript has a single exon.
AUGACUCUGGGCAAAAAGCACGAUUGCGAGUUCGACUCUGACCCUCGCCAGAACAAGGAGCUUGCCAACUCGCUCAGAGAUAAGCAUGUUAUCAUUGCCGGUGCCGGUCGAGGCAUCGGCCGUGCCACAGCUGAACUGUUCGCAUAUAUAGCUAUCUCGUCCCUGAGCAUUUUCGCUCUCGAACUCACCGAGGUUAACGAGAUAGGUCGCCUCUGCAGCGCCAUCAACCUAGCUCUCGCGGUGCGGAUAGCCGCGCUUGAUAUUACUGAUUUCUCGGCUGUGCAGCAAUUUGUGGAUAGGAUAGCAUAUGAAUUUGGCCGCAUCGACGUCGUCUUUAUGAACGCGGGCCGUCCUCCACAGUUUCUGCCGGUGCACGAGUCUGAACCGACUAUCUGGUGGGACACGGUUGCUAUCUCGCUAUAA